This is a messenger RNA of Cladocopium goreaui, 1061 nucleotides long. NCBI's taxonomy places the organism in Eukaryota, Dinophyceae, Suessiales, Symbiodiniaceae. The record is from the annotation of a GenBank genome assembly.
UAAAGAUCGAUAAAGCUUUUUGAGCCCAUGUGGUGAACCGUGGGGAGGUGAAGCCGGUGAAGCAUGGUGAGGCCACGGGAUUGUGGCAUGGCCUUCGCACUUUCCAUCACCGCACUUGCACUUGCAGCACAUCCAGCACUUGCAGCACUUGCAGCACCGCAAGAAUGCGACGAGGAUUUGUGCCAUAUGUCCCAUCUGCAAUUGCAGGUCAGUGGCAUUCCAAAUGCGACGAAUUGGGCUGCGCUUGGCGGCGUGUGCCUUGCCGAGCUGCCUGAAGAGUACCUGACACAGCCUGUCAAUGAUGUGCUGCAAAAGCACGAAUGGAAGGAACAGGACGGAUGGUGCGUGUUUGGUGCCGUGGACAAAUGCAUCAGCGGCUGCGCAGUGUGCCGCAAGCUGACUUUGAAGUUUAUCAGCAGGAAACCCCGAACCGGGUUUUCAAGAACGCACGCCCCAAAACGCUCCGCUUUCCCAAUGGCUCUCUGCUGACCCUUCGUGAGUAUGACUCCCCGAUGCUGGACAUUUACUGUUACAUGAAGGGCUAUUACGACAUGGACCGCGAAAAGUUGGUAAAUGAUUUUGACUAUCUUGAGAAGAUCUCGGAAGCACAAUGUGCAAGCGCAGGUUGGCAGAAUUCUGAGUUGUCACUGCAGGACGUCCAUGACCUAUAUCUGCGUGAAACGGAGAUUUUGGCACUCCUAAUGGCUGAGAAGGGCAUUUCUGAUGUGAACCAGUCGUUGGUGGACACUUUAGAAGCCCACUUCGUGGUGAAGUGUUUAUUGGGCCGCGGCCGUGGGGCCAUUUGCGACGUGCCGGAGUGUUCCUGGCGGACCUGUGUCACGCGCGGGUCGCGUUUCGACGGAACGAAGGAGGUGACGGAGACCAUUGUGAAGUACACCUCGUUGAACGAAUGCCCCAAGCUCUGAAGGUGAAAGAGCUGUGAAAGUGAUCUGUUUCAGAGAUCGAAACAUCGAAAUUCAUCUAACAACGAGAUUUCGGAUAGAUCAGAAUCCUGCUUCGCCUCUACUACACCUCUCUUUCACCCAAAGAAAUCAUGGAAA